Symbiodinium sp. CCMP2456 is the source of this 631-nucleotide messenger RNA. The record is from the annotation of a GenBank genome assembly. NCBI's taxonomy places the organism in Eukaryota, Dinophyceae, Suessiales, Symbiodiniaceae.
AUGCUAGGCGCCGACAUUAUGAUCGAAUCGCUGGUACGACAUGGCGUAGAAGUACUCUUCGCUUAUCCCGGCGGUUGCAGUAUGCCUUUGCACCAGGCGUUGACGCGUUACAAGGACAAGAUCCGCACGAUCCUGCCUCGUCACGAACAGGGUGGCUGCUUCGCCGCCCAAGGCGUCGCUCGCUCGACUGGCAAAGUGGGGGCCGCUAUGGCUACCAGCGGUCCCGGGGCAACGAACCUUGUGACUGCGAUUGCCGAUGCCAAGCUCGACAGCAUUCCGCUGAUCGCCAUCAGCGCCCAGGUGCCGCGUGCAGUGAUCGGAUCGGACGCGUUCCAGGAAACGCCGAUCGUGGAAGUUUGCCGUGGUAUCACCAAGCACCAUUAUCUCGUGACCGACAUCAAAGACUUGUGUCGGAUCAUGAAGGAAGCUUUCCAUAUCGCUACGACCGGUCGCCCUGGUCCUGUGCUGAUCGAUAUCCCGAAAGACGUUCAGCUCGAACAAACGGUUCCAGAUUGGGACUGCGAAAUGAACCUGCCUGGCUACAACAUCCAGUCGCGUCUGGCCAAGCCGGAACAGAUCCGUCAGGUUGCCGCCGCCAUCAAGCGUGCCAAGCGUCCGAUCAUCUACGCCG